AUGAUAGCAAUUUGUGUUCUCAGACGAUGCAAGAAGACGCCAAUAGCCAUAAAAUAUCUCUCAAUCAACUUUCUGGCCAGCGACGCCAUGUUCCAGAUCAUAGGUGCUCUGUUUUCUAUCGUCAAAUUUAUGGAUAUUGUCAAGAACGUAACCGUGCUGAAAGUCGGUUACCAGUUUACACUUGGGUUGGCCCUGAGCGUAUCUUGUGCUUCUAUUAACCUUCUAGCUUUUGACAGGUUGAUUGCGGUCACUUUGCCUCUUCGGUAUCAGUCUCUCGUGACACGUUUCCGAGCAGUUCUUGUCAUACUGAUUGUAUGGUCGUUUAACAUUAUUGCGUGUUCUGCAAGCUUCAUUUGGUUUUUGGUUGACUGCACUGUGGAGCAAUCCAUUUGUUCCGGCAAUAAUGGGUUGCGGGCCUCCUUCACUGACAAACAACACAUUACACAUAUUGUUUUGUUUGUCUUGUAUGAGUUGGUGAAUAUCACAGUGUAUGUUGCCCUCGCUUUGGCAUUGCGUAAUUACUUUGACCGCAAAGGGAAACUCACGGCAUCACAAAAUCAGAUGAAUCGAGGAAACAGUUCCGUUCACCGGUGGAUUCUAUCCCUUACUUUUCUACAGCUGGUGCUCCACCUACCGUACUUGAUUAAUACGUUUAUCACUGUAGUUGUUAAAGAGUUUUGGUACCAGACCUGGCGGGAGUACGUGGAGGUUCUCGCGCACGCUCUUCUCCGCGUGAGCUCAAUAGGCAGUUUAUAUCUGUACACGUGGAAGCUCCGAGAAUGUAAAUACGUCUUUCUCACCAUGUUUUGUGGAGGUAAUUCCAAAUUUGGAGACACUAUUCGAGCUCUGAAGGGUGACAUAUACAAAACCUACAAACCACAGAGCAUUUCUAAACAAACAUCAGCCACGGUUGCAACAGCUAAGCAUUCCAGUUUUGACAAAUAA
This is a messenger RNA of Mercenaria mercenaria, 945 nucleotides long. RefSeq names its product adenosine receptor A2a-like. The record is from RefSeq and is a predicted model, not a curated record. Lineage: Eukaryota; Metazoa; Mollusca; Bivalvia; Venerida; Veneridae. Bases 1 to 945 code for a protein of 314 amino acids. Gene Ontology annotation, molecular function: G protein-coupled receptor activity. The transcript has a single exon. Gene Ontology annotation, biological process: G protein-coupled receptor signaling pathway. Gene Ontology annotation, cellular component: membrane.